AUGAGACUGUCAACCAGCGAAGAAAUUCCCAGUACGACGGUGGGUCGUACGGCGAGUCCAAAUGUUGGCGUCGCCAUCAACGAUGCCUACGACGUGACCAGAAUGAGAGAAGAAGAGUUUGAAAGACUCACAGUGUACAUCGUGCCAGAUGUGCCCUGUGAGAGAGGAGUACAGAACAGAGCUGAAAGAACCCUACCUCGCAGUUUGGCUUUAAGACCCUCCGCAGUAUUAUCUACACCUAACACACCGACGGAAGGCGUUUGGAGUACCGGAGUAAUACCACGUGGUACCAGAUUUGGACCAUUCGAAGGCACUCGAACACCUAACAAGCCGAACGACAAAAUCUCUUGGAGAUAUUAUUGGAGGAUAUUCAAAGAUAGCGAUUACUAUUACCUUGAUGGAUCAGACACGAGCGUAGCGAAUUGGAUGCGAUAUGUAGCGUCAGCAUAUUCACUAUCCGUGAUGAACCUCGUCGCCUGCCAACAUCAGGAACACAUAUACUUUUACACAAUCAGAGACAUUUUGCCUAAUGAAGAACUUAUGGUUUGGUAUUGUAAAGACUUUGCGACAAGGCUGGGUUAUGAUAUUGAUCCGGAGAGAGCCACGUACUCAAUAUGUAAGGAAGAAACAAUCAAAAAGGCAUAUGGCCUUCCACCUGCACCAGUACACCCUGAAAUUGCAUUCAAUCACAUGAAAUAUGUCCUUGGCCUUUCCAACGCAAAAGAGAUUUUAGAAGCAGAAUUACCAAGUCGACGAAGAAAGCGAGAGUCAAGCGAUAAAACAAUAGAAACUUCGUCAAUAUUGCCAAGAGAAGAUUCUAGAUUAAUAAGUAAGAACGAAAGAUCCGUUCCUAGAAUUGAACUAUCAAAUAUUAUUCAACCUAAAAUAGAGACACCUCACAUUGUGAGCGAAAACAGAACCAUAUCUCCAAGUGCACUAAUGCAGCCACCAUCACCAGCAAAAAUACACCACAGAGAACAAACCUUAAUUAUUCAUCAACACAAAGAAAGUACAUCACAUUUAGUCAUCCAUCAAAUGGAGAAUCCUAGAAUUCAUAAUAGAUCACCGGCUCUAAACCACCACCAACGUGACAUGCGAGGACCUUCGCCAAUGGCUCUACAUCAAGGAAGUAAAUCACCUAAUCUAUCACACUGCGUUCCAUCUCACUAUGAACAUCAACUGACACCAAAUGAUGGUUCAGUUAGGUCAGAUGAAGGUUAUCAUAGCAAUGGUUACCACGACGAGUUCACGCCACCGGAAGAUUCCAGCGAUUCAGACGUAGAAAAUUACGUCUUAGACUGUUCAAAUAAAACAAAUGAACCGAAAGAAACCGUUAUAGUUCAAAAGGUCGAUCAAGAUAUGCACCGUAAUGAAUACAGAAAAGUCAAGAUCAAAAUGCCGAGGGCUUAUCAAUAUCAAAAUGUCAAGGAUAUGGAUUGCGAAAGUGAGAAAGAGUUGAUGAUAGCUGAGGAAAUAGCGAACACUUCACCACAAAAUCUAUCACCCCCACGAAGGGAUCCAGCCACGUCGACCGUUAUCGUAUUAGAAUCAUCACAAAAUACCGUCGUACCUUUAAAUAAACCGUACUAUGAAGACGGAGCUUUGUCACCAUCGCCACAACCCGCCUUUCUGAGGUAUUCACCGCCAGAUACCAGAAUUCUGGAAACAAUACUUACUGGAAACAGAAUUGACACUAACAACAACGACCCUAACAGGAGACAGCCAAACGCUACUCCUCCACCAUCAUCACCUACAGAAAUGGCUUAUUCAUACAAAAAGAGUCAAAGGUAUGGUAACGCUUGCAGUCCGGAUUCGAGUUCCAAUUUAACACCACUACCAUCUUUAUUGCCAUUACCCCAACAGUUACCGGCGCCGAAUUCCGUAUCCUUGUACUCUUCGUCACCACCUCACACAAUACCGCAUACGACUGAAAUUCGUGAGAUCAGAGAAAUACGAGAAAUAAGGGAGACUCGGUAUGAAAGCCAUUACCCAAAUUAUUCGUAUAAUUUGUAUUCUCCACCUAACUCGACGAUAAUUACGCAACUCGGAUCGCCACCGUCGACUUACUCACCUACUGUGACGUCGUCUCAUCAAUACGAAAGAAAUCCAAACGGACAAAGCAAUCACCAUUAUCCAUCAUCAACAAGCGUUAUCACAUUGAAAAAUUGUUCACAACUAAGCCUAAUACAAAACGCCAAUGUUAAUGGACAGCUUGGGCCACCGCAUGGCAGCCUAAGUCCCGACGGUUCGUGCAAUAUGAUGAUGGCACCUUUGAGUCCCAAUUCACAAUCCUCACGGGGCUACAGAAGCUUGCCUUACCCUUUGAAGAAGAAAGACGGAAAAAUGCACUACGAAUGCAAUGUGUGCUGCAAAACCUUCGGUCAGUUAUCGAAUCUGAAGGUUCAUUUACGAACACACUCUGGCGAAAGGCCGUUCAAAUGUAACGUUUGCAAUAAAUCAUUUACACAACUCGCGCAUUUACAAAAACACCAUUUAGUACACACGGGAGAGAAACCGCACCAAUGUGAUAUUUGCAAGAAAAGGUUUUCAUCUACGUCGAAUUUGAAAACGCAUUUGCGCCUGCACUCCGGACAAAAACCGUAUGCCUGCGAUUUAUGUAUGCAGAAGUUUACACAAUUCGUCCAUUUAAAACUACAUAAGCGGCUACACACAAACGACAGACCCUAUGUUUGCCAAGGAUGCGACAAGAAGUAUAUCAGCGCGUCGGGUUUAAGGACGCACUGGAAGACCACAAGCUGCAAACCAAACAAUAUCGAAGAGGUUCUAGCUAUUACAAAUGCGGCCAACACUGAAUGCAUGGGUAACGGCGACAAAGACUGCCACGAGAGAGAGGGGCACGAAAGUUACGAAGUACACUCCGCAUCGCAAGGAGGGGUUAUGGCCGGUGGGGCUCGAGGUGCUCUGUCCCACGGGGAGGCCAUGAUGGGGGGGCAGCCGCACACGACGACGCCGCACCUCACCCACGCGCAGAUGUCGCCGGGGUCCGGUGGUCAAUACCGGGGUCUGGUCCCGGCUCAGUCGGACCACGACCAUUACUCCGGAUCGGCUGAAACCCGGCCCACUGUGAUAGAGUCCAACCAGCCCCUAAUCAUAGAGUGCACCUGA
Messenger RNA from Leptosia nina, 3126 nucleotides. The record is from the annotation of a GenBank genome assembly. NCBI's taxonomy places the organism in Eukaryota, Metazoa, Arthropoda, Insecta, Lepidoptera, Pieridae.